Prunus mume (Japanese apricot) is the source of this 917-nucleotide messenger RNA. Its product is annotated as putative yippee-like protein Os10g0369500. NCBI's taxonomy places the organism in Eukaryota, Viridiplantae, Streptophyta, Magnoliopsida, Rosales, Rosaceae. The record is from RefSeq and is a predicted model, not a curated record.
UUUACUCUUUACUUGGAGAGAGCGCGAAUUGAAGGAUCAGGUUUGUGUCUUUUUGACUGCGAAAUCAAUUUGGGAAUUAGGGCUCGGCCCAAAACAAAUUUUGAAAAUCAUGGGGCGGCUGUUUAUAGAGACGCUGAGUGGGCCAAGGAUCUUCAAGUGCAGGUAUUGCAAGGUGGACUCUGCGUCCCGCGACGACGUCGUUUCCAAGGAGUUUCAGGGCCGUUAUGGCAGAGCCUAUCUCUUCAGGAAUGUGGUAAAUAUAUCUCUUGGGCCGAUUGAAGAGAGGCAACUCAUUAGCGGAUUGCAUACUGUGAACGACGUGUAUUGUAGCUCUUGCCAGCAAAUUAUGGGCUGGAAAUAUGACAAGGCUUAUGAGCCAAGCCAAAAGUAUAAAGAAGGAAUGUACAUCUUAGAGAGGGAACGGAUGCUGAAGGAGGGUUGGUGAUGCUUGGACAGGAAACAUUUGCGAGAAUAGACCAAAAGCCAUCUCUUUGCAAUACUAUACACUUUCUGUAAGUAAACAGUGUUCAUCCAGAUUGCAGCUGGUGCAACUUUAGGAUAAGACCUUUUUAAUUCUGAGCACCAAACGGCAAUAAUAGUGUUCUGUUUAUUGGAUUUCUUGCUGUCUUUGAAAUAGCUUCAGUAAAUGAUUAUGGAAUUGUGUCAUGGUUUGGCAAAUGUUGUGGUUUCAUGUUAAUGUUUUAUGUGUGGAAUUGUGUCAUGGUUUGGCACAUGUUGUGGUUUCAUGUUAAUGCUUUAUGUAAAAGACACAGUAAGCGGCCGUCAUGAAAUGAUUAUGGAAUUGUGUCAUGGUUUGGCACAUGUUGUGGUUUCAUGUUAAUGCUUUCUGUAAAAGACACAGUAAGCGGCCGAUAAUCUUGAGAUGAAAUAAAGUUGAAGGCUAAAAUUCUUAUUGA